CAGUUCCAAUUGUUAAUCAUUUCAUUUUACUACAAUGUUUUGAUCGCAUAAAUUUUUAUUUUUAACAAAAUUUUAGAAAUUUUAGUGUCGUCCAAGUUUUUGCGGCUUUUAAUGUUUUUAAUAUACAAUUUGAAUUGAAAUUUUAACAAGAUGCAUACACAAAAAGAAUCUCACUGUUUAGCAAAAAGUCUUCAUCAACGAGAAUCCUAUUCUUUAGCGAAAAGUCCACAUCAAAAGUUAGAUUGGAGUCAGAUAAGUCCUUACGAUGUGAUUCAAAUGAAAAACUGUAAGCUAUUUAAAUUUCGCAAGAGCGAAAUGUAUCCCAGCAUUAGACCUCAUAUGGUGCUUGAUUGGAGCAAAAUUACACCCUGCGAUUUGAUGCGGUUGCAAAACUGCAAGGCUUUUGAUUUUAAAAAACGCGAAAGAUAUCCCAGUAUCAAGCCACCAGUGUCGCUUUGCGAUCCUGAGUGGACAGCUGAAUGGUUAGCAAAUGCUGUCGAAGAUCAGGGUUGUCGUAAGCUAUUCAACAUGGAGAACGACGACGUUGUAGAAAUAUGGAAACAAAGUCCACAAAAAGAUACGCUCGGCUUCUACGGAGUUGGCUCUGAUAUUCAGACACCGGAGGCCGUGCAAUAUAAUCAAGUGGUGUCCAAGUGCUUAAGAAAAGUUCGAGCCUCUAAAUUGAAGAAUAGAAAUAAUGUUUCUAAUAUCUAUAAAUUUUCACAAAAGCCUCCCAAGGCAUCCCGCAAUUUAAUACUCAAUCGCUGCUUGCUGGAGUCUAAACUGGCAGAGAUGCCAAAAGUUCAGCAAAACCUCCAUCCAAGCACAGCCCUCAAAUGGCUACAUUGCCCCAAUUCAACAUAUAAUCCAUUUGAAAAAACCCAACAUGGUUUUAAGCCUGUUUGUCAGGGAAAGUUUGCUGCUAGGAGGAAGCAAGUUUAUUGCAAUUUGAAGUAUGAAAUUCCUGAGAAGAGAUUCACAGAAUUUGAAUGGAUGAAAUACGGACAAGAUCCAAAUUUAAAUGAUGAAAAAUUCAAGAAGGAGAUGGAGCUAUUGGAAAGGGUUCUAGAUAACGAGCCAAAGAGCUACGAUGAGCUUUACUCUCAAUUGGUAUCUUGUUUUGAAAAGGAGUACAAUCGAGAUCCUCUAUCAGAGUCUUAUUAUAAGUGCUGUCAGCAAUAUUUAAAGAAUAAAGAGCAAUUUGGUUUCAGCGCAGAUGAUGGGGCAAGUGGAGGCGCAUUGGGAGAAGGUCUUGGCGGUGGAUAUGGUGACGAAUGGGAUCAAUCAAGUGGUGACAAAGCGAACGCUGUUAAAGGUGCAAAAAAUAUGGGUGUUAACUUUGGGGACUUCGGAUUAGCAUUGUCAAGUUCAGGACUCUUUAGAGAAGGUGGUGCACAAGCCGAAGAGUUUGGAACAGGAGACGCAGGCUUAGGAGGCUCUGGAAAUAUCAGCUCAAAAGGAGGUGCCAGCUCAAAAGCCCUAGAAAUAGGAGGCGCCAGCUCAAAAACUCUCGGAGCCACCAACUUAAAAGCUCUCGGACCCACCAGCUCAAAAGCCUUAGACCUAAAGGCCACAAGCUCAAAAGCCCUAGAAAUAGGAGGUGCCAGCUCAAAAACCUUAGGACUGGGAGGAACCAACUCUGGAAAUCUACAAGCGGCAGGUGCAAAAUCCGAAGGCUUUGGAGCAGCAGGUUUAAGUAGAGUUGAAGUUAAAAAAAAGCGAGGCAAAAGCAACUCUCGUGUUCCUGUUAAAGGCGAUAGAUCUUCUAAAAUGGGAGCUGCUGAUCACGGCGAUAUCAAGAAUAAAAAGAAAGGAGAGGCGAAGACUGAGAAGGCAGCAGGCAUUAAGAAGAAUGGGGUUAACCAUGUCGGAAAUAUGCUCGGUAAAGUGUCUAAAUCAAAAAAGGAAUCCAUAAAAAAAACAACUGUGGAAACGAAAACCAAAGCUACAACUAGUUUAAAUGAUCUUGAUAUAAUAGAGCAUAGAUUUCUCACUGAAGACAGGGAAUCUAGUGAUCCCUUAGUUUUACAUAAGUCGCUAGGUAAAUUGAAUUCAUUUUCGUCCGAUUUUCCCAGGGGAUCUUUAAGCUCAUCUUUAUUUUGGAAAAAAACAUCCAGCGAUACCGGAGAUGAAAAGCGCAAGGCCAAACGUAGAAAAACAAAAGAUACUAGUGUGAAAGGUGGUUCACGAAGAGGAGGUGUACUUAAGGGGAAAUCAAUAGAAAAACGAGGCAAAGGUAAACAUCAGAAAGAAGUCUCAUGCGAGGAACCGCUUCUCGAGCAAAAAGCAAAAAAUCCAAACGAAGACUGUCCUUGUGAGAUCUGCGAAUCUUUAUAUCAGCGCAAAAGUGACGCACCUUUUAUUGUUCAAAUGCUGCGAGAGCAAAAGCAGCGUCAAUUAAUCGAGUAUCACCAGCGAUUGUGUCGUCAGGCAAAUGAGUUGUGGCAACCGCCCAAUUAUCUAGCUCCACAGCACAAAUGCGAUGAUAUCGAGUGCGAGGAAUACUUCAACUUGAAUCCCAAAAUUGCCCAGCUCUUUGAUCGUUUGAAUGCUUUAAAGGAUUUACAAAAAUUGCUGUGUCCCAAACAUGACGACGAUAAAUAUCAGGUCUUCUUUAAAGUACAGAAUCUGAAGGAUCGCCUCUGCUGGCGUCUUAAUCAGUUGUUAUAAGCUGAACUUCGAAACAAACAUUUUAAUGUCAUUCUGUCGUUAGGUUUUAUUUGUUCUGUUUUAAUAAAACUUUAUUGUUUUAGGUUUUAAA
This is a messenger RNA of Drosophila nasuta, 2761 nucleotides long. RefSeq lists its product as uncharacterized. NCBI's taxonomy places the organism in Eukaryota, Metazoa, Arthropoda, Insecta, Diptera, Drosophilidae. The coding region runs from base 151 to 2670 and encodes 839 amino acids. The transcript has a single exon. The record is from RefSeq and is a predicted model, not a curated record.